Messenger RNA from Corticium candelabrum, 1615 nucleotides. Its product is annotated as serine/threonine-protein phosphatase 6 regulatory ankyrin repeat subunit A-like. The record is from RefSeq and is a predicted model, not a curated record. NCBI's taxonomy places the organism in Eukaryota, Metazoa, Porifera, Homoscleromorpha, Homosclerophorida, Plakinidae. Gene Ontology annotation, cellular component: BRCA1-BARD1 complex; BRCA1-A complex. Gene Ontology annotation, biological process: protein K6-linked ubiquitination. Gene Ontology annotation, molecular function: ubiquitin-protein transferase activity; protein binding. The transcript is spliced from 4 exons. The coding region runs from base 506 to 1300 and encodes 264 amino acids.
UCCCUAUGUAGUUCCAAAACAAAAAUACAUUUCCCUACAAAAACCAAUUUCUACAAACAAUAGUACACUUCCACCCUUAAUUAAGUAACUAAGGAAAUGGUUGGCUGCUUCCUGCUACUAGUCUAUAGCUAUAGCUACACCAUGGCCACUCCAUGUUUACCCCGUUGUCACAGGUGACCACAAUACACCUGCACAACUACCUGAUGUCACCCCAAUUACAUCCUUAAUCACUUGCGCAACAAUAAAAACAACGCCAACCAAUGGCUACCGCGUUUCGCUAUCGAUUUACUAAAGAGCAGGCGGAGCUUCUAAACGGUUUCAGAAAGUCGGCGUGGCCUCGACCCUAAUUGCUUUCUUACCCCCGCGAAGUGCACGAUUUGCGUGCCUCAAACGGCGUCUCUAGGUUAGCGCAUUAGUGUUCUUGUCGGUCUGGACACAAGUGGUGGUGUCGACCCUCUGCCGUGUGGGUGAUUGCUGCAUACAAGAGGCUCUCAAACGUCGCAGCAUGUAUUCUGCGUCGUCGGUGAGGAGUCGCAGUGAUGGCACUCACACGGCUCUGGCGAGAGCCUCGAGUCGCGGAGAUGUCACACUCAUACACCAUCUGCUAUCAAACGGAGCCAAUGUAAACGGAUGCAACCACAGAAGCAAGAGCACAGCGUUGCACUAUGCUGCGUCUAUUGGUCAUUUGGCGUCUUGUAAAGUCUUGGUGGAAUACGGAGCGAAUGUGAACGCAUUUGAUGCGGAAAUGAAUACGCCGCUGCAUUUGGCGGCGCAGAGCGGCAAUGUUCAAUUGGUUCAUUAUCUACUGUGUCAGCGUGCCGACAAGUCAGUUGAGACCUCUUAUGGUUUAACUGCUUUGCAAAUGGCCGAGGCCGGUGGUCACACGGAUUGUGCCGGUCUUCUGCGUCCUGCUCUUCCCAGCUCGUUCUUUCCUCCCAUAGCUACGUAUCAAGGCGUGAGAACCGGUUGUGGCGAAUCUCUGGAGAAUAUUUCGUGUCAUGUUCACGAGCAUCUCAAGAGGGUAAAGUCAUGCGAGAAAGUCGCAAGGUGGCUGGAAGACCUCGCACUGCAUGGAAUGCUCAAGCCCCAGCCGCCUCCACGGAGUCACAGACUGGACCGUAGACAGAGGGGAAACACAGACAGACGGAAGAUGCCGUUACUCAGCAUGUCUACUAUGACACUAGACGGCUCGAUACUGAUGGCAAGAUCCAAGCAUCCUCGUACUGAUGCGACACUCUGCUAUAGUUACAAGAGACCCAAACUGAGGCUAACUCAGAGUGCACCUGUUCAGUGUACAUAGUAUUGUACUGAUAGUUGAGCAGAUAACUAGAUAAAGAUGUGUCUUUGGAAUUAUUUAUGUAACGCGAAGAUUGACUACAAACUGCUAUUUUAGUUGCUGUAAAGUACCAUCUAUUUAUGGUAAUACAACUCUCGUUUCUUGGUCAUGUACGAAUGAUCUUUGUGGGACUUGGGAGGGCAAGGUUGAUGCUGCAAGGAAGAUAAUAGGGUGCAACAUUUUGACUACGUACGUACGUACUAACGUUAUUCUUGUAAGAGUAAACUAACUCCAAAGUGCAAUAGGAUGCCUGAGGAUACUAGUAGUCAAGGAAGGAAC